Molecule: messenger RNA, 1471 nt
Organism: Oncorhynchus keta (chum salmon)
Lineage: Eukaryota; Metazoa; Chordata; Actinopteri; Salmoniformes; Salmonidae
Product: 26S proteasome non-ATPase regulatory subunit 6-like
Exons: 8
Coding region: 144-1313 (389 amino acids)
Biological process (GO): proteasome-mediated ubiquitin-dependent protein catabolic process
Cellular component (GO): proteasome regulatory particle
Molecular function (GO): protein binding
Source: RefSeq, a predicted model, not a curated record
CUGUAGCGGAAGUAGCAGACCAGUGUUAUCCGUAGUCAUUGUUAGCUAGCUAGCCGAAUAUAUCUCCCCCUUACCCUUGUUGUCCCAGAGAAAAUAUAUCUGCUAUUUAGCCAAGUCAUUACUUUAAUUUUAUAUUUGCCAAAAUGCCGUUGGAAAAUCUGGAAGAAGAGGGUCUGCCUAAAAACCCUGAUCUUAGGAUAGCACAGCUGAAAUUUUUGCUCACAAUGGAUGGUCACCGACAAGAUGCUAAAGUGAAAACCGAACUCAUGGACUCAAUCAAAGAAAACGAUAUGGCACCUUACUACGAGAGCCUGUGUAAAGACCUGAAGUGGCAGCUUGACACAGACCUAAUGAGUAAGAUGAAGAAGGCCAACGAGGACGAGCUGAAACGUCUGGAUGAUGUCCUGGAAGAUGCUGAGAAGAACCUCGGGGAGAGUGAAAUUCGAGAUGCAAUGAUGGCUAGAGCUGAAUAUCUCAUCAGAAUUGGAAAUAAGGAGGAAGCGUUGACUGCCUUCAGGAAGACCUUUGAUAAGACUGUGGCCCUGGGACAUCGGCUAGACAUUGUGUUCUACCUGCUAAGGAUUGGACUGUUCUACAUGGACAGUGACCUCAUCACGCGCAACACUGAGAAAGCCAAAAGCCUUAUUGAGGAGGGGGGUGACUGGGACAGGAGGAACCGUCUGAAGGUGUACCAGGGCCUGUACUGUGUGGCCAUCCGCGACUUUAAACAGGCUGCUGAGCUCUUCCUGGACACGGUGUCCACCUUCACCUCCUACGAGCUCAUGGACUACAAGACUUUUGUCACAUACACCGUCUACGUCUGCAUGAUUGCCCAGAAGAGGCCCGACCUCAGAGAAAAGGUGAUAAAGGGAGCAGAGAUUCUGGAGGUGCUGCACAGUCUCCCUGCUGUCCGCCAGUACCUCUUCUCACUAUACGAGUGUCGCUACUCUGUUUUCUUCCAGUCACUGGCCACAGUGGAGCAGGAUAUGAAGAAGGACUGGCUGUUUGCCCCUCAUUACCGUUACUAUGUGAGAGAGAUGCGUAUCCAUGCCUACAGCCAGCUCCUGGAGUCCUACCGCUCACUCACCCUGGGUUACAUGGCUGAGGCCUUUGGAGUCAGCACAGAGUUCAUUGACCAGGAACUCUCACGAUUCAUAGCUGCUGGUCGCCUCCAUUGCAAAAUCGACAAAGUAAACGAGAUAGUGGAAACAAACAGACCUGAUAGUAAGAACUGGCAGUACCAGGAGACCAUCAAGAAAGGGGACUUGUUGCUCAACCGUGUCCAGAAGUUGUCUCGAGUUAUCAACAUGUAAAAUGGAUGGCCGUGUUCUUUGGGAGGGAGAUUAAUUUUUCUGUUGUACCAGUAUACAAGAAUUGACCCUCAUUGUGUAUAUAAAAUUCUUUUUGGUGACUUCUUUGUUUUCCUUUGAUACAGACUUGGAGAUAUCAAAUAAAAUCAGUAAAGAAGCGA